CCUCCGAUUCCUUUCAUCUCGCUCGCGCGUGUUGCCGUUGAGUCGUCGUCGUUUAACGAAACGUCGAGUUGGUUGUCGUGUGGGGACACUGGGAACAUGACAACCUAACCAUCAGUAUCGCGGAGGAGAGCUCAGGCAAAUCAGUUGAAAAGAUAUUCAACGGAUGAAAGUAAUUUAGCAGCAAAACGAUUCAAAAUUUGCAAGAGAAUGUUUUGUUGGGGCAGUACUAUACAUGGAGAGUUGGGAUUGGGUGGUAUUGAGGACGAGAAUAUUUUUAUGCCUCGGCAAGUGGAUUUUGCAAAAGCUAAUGAAGUUGAACAAAUUGCAUGUGGAGAAAAUUAUACUGUAGCCAUUACAAAUGAUGGACAAGUGUAUUCCUGUGGUAAUAACGAUUAUGGACAACUUGGUCAUGAAAAGGCAAGGAAAAGAUUGCAACUGAUACCUGGCCUGGAUGCAUUUGUAUUCAAGAAAAUAGCUUGUGGCAGUUGUCAUACUGUGGCUGUGAACGAAUGGGGACAACUUUUUAGUUGGGGUUGUAAUAUGAAGGGUCAACUAGGGUUAAAUAGUGUUGAUUGUACAGAACGUACACCACGUAUGGUAAAAGCAUUGGGUACAAGCAUGAUAGUGCAGAUUGCAUGUGGCAUAGAGCAUUCGAUUGCUCUGACCAAUGACGGAGAGUUGUAUGCGUGGGGUAGUAAUACAGAGGGACAACUAGGAAUAGGAUCCCACACAGUUACCGAAAUAAAACCGAAAAGGAUUUUUGCUUUAGCUGCUGUACCAAUUGCAUUUAUCGCAUGCGGAGGAUAUCAUACUGUAGUUAUAUCAAAAUCAGGAGUUGUAUUUGCAUGGGGGCGAAAUACUUUUGGACAAUUGGGGCUAAAUGAUACAGAACAGAGAACUGUGCCGUGCCAGCUACGUACUUUAAGAAACGCAAAAGUAUGUUAUGCAGCAUGUGGUGAGGAAUUCACUGUAUUCUUGACAUUGGAUGGUGGAGUGUUUACUUGCGGUGCUGGAAUGUAUGGUCAAUUAGGUCAUGGAAACGGUAUGAAUGAAAUCUUACCGCGACAAGUUAUGGAAUUGAUGGGUAGCACAGUAACACAAAUAUCCUGUGGCAAAAGACACACACUGGCCUUAGUACCAUCUAGAGGUAGAGUUUAUGCGUGGGGUCUAGGUGGUGCUGGACAAUUAGGUAAUCGCGCCUCACGAAGUGCCACAACGCCGCAAGUCGUGCUGGGACCGUGGUCUUCGGCGAACGGAUCAUCGAUGAAGUUGGAUCUGUACUGUAGUUCACAAAUCGAUUGUGUCGUUAGACACAUUUUCAGCGGCGCUGAUCAUUGUUUUGCCACAAUUACCCCAAGAGAAGAUAAUAUAGAACCAGAUGACUGUAGAAUAUUAGGGUCAACCUCCCAAAUUCUUACAGUGACAGAAGAAAAACUAGCUGACUGUCAAAGGGUCCCAGCAGUCUCGCAAGUUAAUCAUGAAUUAAUGACUUAUCUAGAAACUGUAUUCACAAGUCAAGCGUGUAUAAAUGCAUCUUUUUUACUUGCUAAUGAUAAGCAUUAUGGUUGUUCGAGCAAACAUCAUGGGAUUGAUCUUGACCGCGCGAUUAGAUUAUUCGGAAUUAUCUCAGAAUUGGAGAACAAUACAAUUCAAGAAUUGAUUUUUACAUGUAUAACCGAUAGUCUAAUACCAUCGUUCACCGAUUCUCCGCUCGAUGUUGAAUCCUUGAGAGUGUACAUAACGUUACCACUAUAUCAUCGCUUUACAAAUCAAUCAAAUUACAGCUCUUUACAGAUACCAUUCUGCAAAGCUGUGUUAAAACUAAAAGCGGAGGCUUAUAGAAUUGUGAGCAUAUGGUGGAGCACAUGUGCCUCGGCAUACUACUUCGAGAGACUAGUGAGGAUUUACAAAUCCACCGUGUUGCACAUUGUGGAGCAAUCAACAGUGGAAAAGAUUGUUUUGUGGAAUGAAAAUCUAAAAGUUCUCCUAGAGCUGUUACAAUUACUAUAUAGGCUAAAUAUAGCAGCUGGUAUAAGAGUACCCUACGAGACAUUUCAUUUGCCAGAAUUAUCGCAACAUAUAGAUAUCAACCGUGAUUACCUCAUGUGGAUGUCCGAAGAGGAUCGGUCUUAUUACCGUAAAAUAUACUUUUGCAAUUAUCCUUUUCUAUUCGAUGCUGAAGCAAAAACCACAUUACUCGAAACAGAUCAAGCCAUACAGAUGCAAUCCGCAAUGCAUGAAGCAGCAUCACGGGUUGUAAGAGAUAUGAUGUUUGGUUUGGCUAAUGUAAAUUCUCAGCAUUAUAAUCAAUUUGUGAUGUUGAACGUGUCGCGGAACGAUAUAGUCAAAGAUACUCUGACGCAGUUGUCUCAGUAUGAUUCUAGUGAGUUGAAGAAACCACUUAGAGUUAAAUUUCACGGCGAGGAAGCCGAAGACGUAGGUGGUGUAAAAAAAGAAUUUUUCAUGCUUCUUUUGCGAGAGAUUCUCGAUCCUAAGUAUGGUAUGUUUAAAGAAUAUGAAGAGACGAGGACAAUCUGGUUUAGCUCGGACACAUUGGAGGAUGAAAUUAUGUAUUUCUUGAUCGGCCUACUCUGUGGCCUGGCUAUUUACAAUUUCAUAAUCAUCGACUUACCAUUUCCACUGGCCUUAUAUAAGAAGCUAUUGGGUGAAUCGGUUGGACUAAAUGAUAUCAAGGAUAUGUCACCCGUAAUGGCCAAAAGUAUGCAGAGUAUUCUCGAUUACAAUGAACCAGACUUUGAGGAAGUAUUCUGUUUGAAUUUCGAAAUAACUAGAGAAGUAUUCGGUGAGCAGAAAAGUUUCGAUUUGCUACCUGGUGGUAGCAAAGUUUCUGUAACAUUAAAAAAUAAGCAACAGUACGUGAAUCUCUAUGUGGACUAUAUACUGAACAAAUCGGUAGAAUCGCAAUUUAAAGCAUUUCAUAAGGGUUUCCAUAAGGUAUGUGGAGGAAGGGUGUUAGAGCUCUUUCACAGUCACGAAUUGAUGUCACUGGUAAUUGGCAAUCAAAACUAUGAUUGGGAGGAAUUACAGAAGAAUGCCACUUAUAAGGAGGGCUAUACCAAAAACGACCCCACUAUCGUGCUCUUCUGGCAGGUUUUUCAUGAGUUGCCAUUAGAGGAGAAGAAGAAAUUUUUACUUUUCUUAACAGGCAGUGACAGAAUACCUAUACAGGGUAUGAAAGCUAUUAAGAUAACGAUACAGCCGAUGACCGACGAACGUUUCUUGCCUGCCGCGCACACGUGCUUCAAUCUGCUCGAUUUGCCACGUUAUCAAACGCGCGAAAGAUUGAAAUAUAAAUUACUGCAAGCUAUCCAACAUAAUCAAGGAUUUUCGCUCGUGUAAAAAUGAAAAUCCACGAUAUAAAGCCUUUUUCAUGACUUUUGUAAUUGUACAAUUGUUAACUCUCUAUUUGCAUACGAAAUUAUAUCCAAUUUUAUAAGUUUGACAAAAAUGAAAUUUUCAUGGAGAAUAACGAGUUCCUCGCAUAAUUGUGUUGAUGGUGCAUAGAAUUAGUCAAUCUGUUGAUCUUUCUUUGAUGUCUAAUUGAAGAUCAUUAAAAAUGAAUUCUAUAUUUUUGUCAUGCCAUAGUACAUGCCUAAACUCAAUGGUCAAUGAUAUAAUAUAAUGUACCCCAGUACAUAACAAAAUCGAGAAAAUAUAUACAAGAUUGUAAUCUGGGGAACAAUUUUCUAUUGUGAUAAUAACUCUUCGAUGAGUUAUGAAGUAAACAAGUUAUGAAAAAUAAAACUAAAUUUUUAAACCUUUUGCUCAAAUAAAAAUUCGACUUAUAUUAGUUGAAUUAUAUCGAUAUUGUUUUUUAGUUUAUCAAACCAUUAAUAUCAAUAGAAAGUAUGAUAAUGGAACUGAUCAAAUUUCGUUAAAUUUGGUGUAAAAAUUACAGUAAGUAAUAAAACAAUUACGUUUUGCUUGCAUACGGAAAUCUAUCGAUAUUACACAAGAUUUUUAAUAUAUAACUUGUUAGGAAGUCGACAGUUAAUUGCGAAGAGAAACGUGAGUUAUUAAUUUAUAAAUACGCUUGAAUGUAUUUGAGUCAAAAAGGGACACGAUACUCAGGGAAUGUCGCUUAGCAGUUUAAUGAGAACUUUUUUAACGCGACAAGCACACAGACAAGUUUCACAACUUUUCAAGAACUCUAAUAUUUAAUAUCCGCCAGCACGUUGCUCAUUUGAGAGUGUAUUUUCGAGCUUGUUGUGUAAACACGUAAAUAUUUAAGAUGUAUUAAAAAAAGAAAAAAAUAAUAAAAACGCGGAUAAAGUUAACAAUGCAAUUCCGUAUGACGUUUGCAUUAAAAUAGUUUAUGCACCGCUGAAGGAGAAAUCUUUAUUUAUAAUCAUCAGAAUAUAUUUUUUAGGUUUAUUUUUUACGAUGCAUUUUUUUGGUGGGCAAGAUUUAGACAAUUCGAAUAAUACAACACAUAUUCGAACUGUAUUUUUUGGUGAAAUUUCAUAUGAACGCAUAUGAAAUAUUUUGUAAAUUGUGUUGAUACUUAGAUGCGUUCCUUGUAUUAUCUAUGAAGCAAACAAAAAAAUAAAAAUAUUUAU
Messenger RNA from Formica exsecta, 4580 nucleotides. RefSeq names its product probable E3 ubiquitin-protein ligase HERC4 (gene Herc4). Gene Ontology annotation, molecular function: ubiquitin-protein transferase activity. The record is from RefSeq and is a predicted model, not a curated record. The transcript has 18 exons. Bases 208 to 3360 code for a protein of 1050 amino acids. NCBI's taxonomy places the organism in Eukaryota, Metazoa, Arthropoda, Insecta, Hymenoptera, Formicidae.